GUCCCCCAAAGCACCUUAUCCUUGAAACUGUUAGAGAGAGAAAGAAUAGGAGAGAGAGAGAGAGAGAGAUGGAAUUCACAGAGAAGGAAGAAGGUUUAGUGAAAGAAUCAUGGGAAGUUUUGAAGAAGGAUUUGCCUUUGUACAGCCUUCGUUUCUUUACUCAGAUAUUGGAGAUAGCUCCAGCAGCAAAGAACAUGUUUUCUUUCUUAAGGGAUUCAGAAGAGAUUCCUCAGAACAAUCCUAAGCUCAAGGCUCAUGCCCUCAAGGUUUUCAAAAUGACAUGUGAAGCAGCCAUUCAAUUGAAAGAGAAAGGGGAAGUGAUUGUAUCUGAGACUACCCUACAAUAUUUGGGGUCUGUCCACCUUCGUAAUGGAGUCAUCGAUCCACAUUUUGAGGUAGUGAAAGAGGCAUUGCUACGAACAGUGAAAGAGGGAUUGGGAGAAAAAUGGAGCGACGAAAUGGGCAAUGCCUGGACACGAGCGUACGACCAUUUGGCUUCAGCAAUCAAAGCUGAAAUGAAAUGAAAUGUCAUUUCAUUCAAAAUUCCAACAAAAAGCUGCUGCCUUUUAAACUUGCUUCACAUUUUGUGGGAAGAAAAGAGGGAAAAAUGAGUAAUAAUUGGAUUUUGGCGAUAUUGGCAAUGGGGCUCAAAAUCUCAAAACCUUACAUCUUUUUAAUUUAUAGUAAAUGGUGUGAUAAAUAUAUCUAUUCAGCUUAAGUCUUGCUUUCUUUUGUGAAAUUUGGCUUAAUAAUCAUGUAACUUUUGGUAAAGAUUUGGUUUCAAAAUCUCAUUCCUAAGGUUAUUUUUUGGAGUGAA
This is a messenger RNA of Benincasa hispida (wax gourd), 817 nucleotides long. RefSeq names its product hemoglobin 2 (gene HB2). NCBI's taxonomy places the organism in Eukaryota, Viridiplantae, Streptophyta, Magnoliopsida, Cucurbitales, Cucurbitaceae. Gene Ontology annotation, molecular function: oxygen binding; heme binding. The record is from RefSeq and is a predicted model, not a curated record.